Drosophila eugracilis is the source of this 1122-nucleotide messenger RNA. RefSeq names its product odorant receptor 23a (gene Or23a). The coding region runs from base 1 to 1122 and encodes 373 amino acids. Gene Ontology annotation, cellular component: plasma membrane. The record is from RefSeq and is a predicted model, not a curated record. Gene Ontology annotation, biological process: sensory perception of smell; detection of chemical stimulus involved in sensory perception of smell. Lineage: Eukaryota; Metazoa; Arthropoda; Insecta; Diptera; Drosophilidae. Gene Ontology annotation, molecular function: odorant binding; olfactory receptor activity. The transcript has 2 exons.
AUGAAGCUCAGCGAGACUCUAAAGAUCGUCUACUUUCGUGACCAGCUUUUCAUUUGGCGGAUUUGUGGCGCCAUGAAUCUCAGCGAAGGGAACUUCUGCAGUUGGGCUCUGCUUUUCUGCGUCUUUAUGUACCUGCCAACGCCCAUGUUGCUAAAGGUACUGUUCAGCUUUGAUAGUCCAUUGGACAAUAACUUCAACCUCUGCAUGUCAAUCACAUCGCUGUCCAAUGCAUUGAAGUUUUCUAUAUACGCGGCCCAACUAAAAAAAAUUGUUGAGAUACAAGCACUAAUUGCCAAGCUAGAUGAUCGGGUUUCUGAGGAGGAUCAGGAACUGCGACAUAGACAAAUGUCCGUGCACCUGCGAAAUAUAUCAAAACUAUUCGUAGUUUCUUAUAGCCUCCUGCUCAUCAACGCUGCAGUUCCUUUUCUUUUUAACAGUGAACGUAGUUUGCCGAUACCAAUGUGGUUUCCCUUUGACUGGAAAACCUCAACUACGGCCUACAUAGCAGCUGUGUUUUUUCAAGAAGUAGCCCUUGUUUUUCAUACUAUCCAGAACUUUUCAGGGGACUCCUUUCCUCCCCUAGCUUUGUUCCUGGUUUCCGAGCAAUGUCAGUUGCUGAUCUUAAGGAUUUCUGAAAUAGGAUAUGGUUCCAAGACCUUGAAGGCGAAUGAACAGGAGCUAGUCAAUUGCAUCAAAGACCAAAACACACUCUACAGAUUAUUAGACGUCGUUCACAGCCUUAUUUCGUAUCCCAUGAUGGUCCAGUUCCUCGUUAUUGGCUUUGACAUCGCUAUCACUUUGAUUAAUAUAAUUUUCUUUGUGGAAACCAUGUCGGAUAGAAUUUUCCAUAUGAGCUUUCUGUUAGUUAUCACCUUGCAGACAUAUCCCUUGUGCUAUUAUGGAACCAUGGUGGAGGAGAGCUUUGCAGACCUCCACUACGCUAUCUUCUGUAGCAACUGGGUGGACCAGAGUUCAACCUAUCGCGGAUUAAUGCUAAUCAUGUCGGAGCGCACCAAGCGAAGGCAGCUCCUCCUCGCCGGCAACGUGGUGCCCAUUCACUUGAGCACUUUUGUGGCCUGCUGCAAGGGAGCCUACUCUUUUUUCACCCUGAUGACUGACUGA